ACACUGCAUUUUCAAUCUAAGCGCGCAGAUCACCAUUUUUGCUUAUUGUGUUCUGUGAAUCUGGUCGUAUCUUUUGUAAAUCGGUGUUACCAGGUUGAAAAGUAGAAAGUUAUAAUAUUGAUUCUAGCAGAAGACUUUUCGUAUUUACAGAUCCUGAAAGAAAAACUGGAUAUGGAGUGGAAUGGUGUUUAUACAUGAUGGAAUCGGAAUAAUUGAUGUGCUGAUUUAGUUUCUAAUUAAACUUUUUCAUAUACAUUCAAAAGUAUGCAGAGAGAGAGAUUGUAUCCUUGCCAAGAAUGUGGCAAAAGUUUCCAUCAGAUGAAUCAGCUAAAGCAACACUUGAUUAUACAUAUGCCAGAAGAACAGCGUCCAUUUAGUUGUUAUAUAUGUGCUAGAAGAUUCAAUAGACUUCAUCACUUGAAAUUACAUUUAAUGGUUCACUUAGGCCAAAGUCCCCAUACCUGUGAUAUAUGUGGACGUACCUGUAAUCAGCUAAGUGAUUUGAAAAAGCAUCAGAUGAUACAUACUGGCGAAAGGCCGCACUCUUGUCAUAUCUGUGGUAAAGGCUUCAUACAAGUAGGGGGUAUGCGUCGUCAUAUACAGAAGCAUGAAGAAGAAGCUGAACUAUCAUUGAACUGUAAAGUUUGUGGGAAAACUUUUUCGAAAAUUGGUUACUUGCGAAAACAUGUACUUUGCCAUACUAGUGAAAAACCAUAUUCAUGUGAUGUGUGUGGGAAAUGUUUUGCUCAUGAAACUGGAUUAAAGCAGCACCUCAUUAUACAUAAUGGUGAAGAGCCACAUUCUUGUGAAUACUGUGGAAAAACAUUCAAGAGACUGGGAAAUCUUGAGAAACAUGUCGUAACUCAUUCAGGUUGCCUUCCAUAUAACUGUGAUAUAUGUGGAAAGCAGUUCCUACAGUUAGGAAGUUAUAAAAGACACGCACUGAGACAUUCUAGUGUUAUUUCAGAUCAUUUUGAAUCUGUUGAGCCAUCUACCACAGAUGAUGAGGUAUCAGUUUCAGAAAGUCAUGAAGACUUUGUUUCUAAUGUAAAUAAUAAUUCAUGGGUAGUAAAUGGAGAUCAGAUUUUAAUUAAAACAGACAGCAGUGGUUCUUCAGAAGACGCUGCUUCUAACCUGGACAACAGUUCAUGGGUUGUGAACGGUGAUCAGAUUUUGAUUAAAGCUGAUGGUAAUGGGCCUUCUGAAGAUGAUGCAGAUGGCAAAAGUGAAGAAACUUUUAUGAUUGUUAUCAAUGACUCUAACAUAGAUGACAUUACUGAUGAUAUCAUUAAAGUAAUUGAAUAAGCCUGCAUUAAUUUAAAUAAUAUAUUUUAUAGAUUGAAAAUGAUGAUGAUACCUUGUACGAAAUGCAAAUUUCUGUAUAAAAGUUUUUUUUUUUUGGAAAUUAGCUAUAUUUGAAUUUCUUUAAAUAAAGCCUUUUACAUUUAUUUUAUUCAGAAAAUAAUUAAAUUACCUUAUACUUUUGUUGGGUCAUUUCAGUUAUUAUAGUUAUGCAUAUUAAUAGUUGCAUUUGACUUACAAAUUUUCAUUUCCCUAGUCACAAAAAAUUAUGGGCAGAAUUUUAGUAUGGAUUGAUUAAAAAAGAUUAUAAAAAAUUUUUCUUGAAAAUAGUUAAACGCUGUGUAAAGAAUUAUUGAGAAUGGGUGUUCAUCCUUUUCUGUUCAUAACUGGCUGAAACAUGAAAAUAUGUAUUUCCAUAAAUUAAAAUUAAUUUAAAUUCUGAUAACUUUGGAUUUAAUCAAAAAAUUUUACUUCAUGGUAUUCAGAAUUUAUGUUUAAAAUCUUGUUAAUUUAAGACAUAAUAAAAAUUCAAGCACCUUAUGCACAUGAAAGCUCUUUGCAUUUUUCUUCAGCACCUGCACUAAGACUUUUUAUAUAUAAAAUUAAUGUAAACAUUUAUUUUAGCAAAUAAAGUUGAAAAUUUGAA
This is a messenger RNA of Stegodyphus dumicola, 1948 nucleotides long. RefSeq lists its product as uncharacterized. Gene Ontology annotation, biological process: regulation of transcription by RNA polymerase II. NCBI's taxonomy places the organism in Eukaryota, Metazoa, Arthropoda, Arachnida, Araneae, Eresidae. The record is from RefSeq and is a predicted model, not a curated record. Gene Ontology annotation, cellular component: nucleus. Gene Ontology annotation, molecular function: DNA-binding transcription factor activity, RNA polymerase II-specific; sequence-specific DNA binding.